Messenger RNA from Acanthopagrus latus (yellowfin seabream), 2829 nucleotides. RefSeq names its product butyrophilin subfamily 3 member A2-like. The record is from RefSeq and is a predicted model, not a curated record. NCBI's taxonomy places the organism in Eukaryota, Metazoa, Chordata, Actinopteri, Spariformes, Sparidae. The transcript has 17 exons. The coding region runs from base 37 to 1869 and encodes 610 amino acids.
UUUGCGGAGAAAAGUCACUUAUCGUUGAACUCGGGGAUGAUUCAUGUGAGACUCAGUCCGGCCCUGAACUUUCAGUUUGGUGCCUUCAGUGUCCUGGUGCUCCUCACCCUGAUAUGUUCAUGUAGAGGUCAGACUCAGGUCAUCGGUCCGACUCGGCCAAUAGUGGCAACAGUCGGUGAGGACGUCGUUCUGCAGAGCUUCCUGGACCCUGUCAUGGAUGCUUUCAGUAUGACAGUGGAGUGGACGAGACCCGACCUGGACCCCAGAUUUGUCUUUGUGUGGCGUGACGGAGUGGAACUGGAGAGUAAAAAGAAUCCACUGUACGAGGGAAGAACAUCAGUGUUCACUGAUGAACUGAAGGUCGGAAACAUUUCACUGAAACUCUCCAGAGUGAGAAUAUCUGAUGAGGGACGAUACAGAUGCUUCAUUCCAGCACUGAACAAAGACCAUGUUGUUCAGCUUGUUGUAGGUGCUGCCUCCUCACCUGUUGUCCAGAAGACCAAAGACAGCAGCAGAGUGGUUCUACAGUGUAACUCUACCGGCUGGUAUCCAGAACCUGAGGUGUUCUGGCUGGACGGUGAGGGAAACCUCCUCUCUGCUGGACCUACAGAGACAGUCAGAGGUCCUGAUGACCUCUAUACUGUCAGCAGCAGAGUGACUGUGGAGAAGAGACACAGCAACAGCUUCACCUGUAGAGUCCAACAGAACCACACCAACCAGACCAGAGAGACACACAUACAUGUUCCAGAUGAUUUCUUUCCGGUCCAGUCCAGUUCUUCUUCUACCACAGCUGGUUUGGUUGUUAGUUUGGCUGUUUGCAUCCUGGUUAUUCUGAUUCUUGGCUUUUAUGUGUGGAGACAAGAGAAAACCAAGACCAAGAGGAUCCACAGGGAUGAAACUGGUGAAGGAGAGAUGAACCAAGAGGGUGAGGGGCUUGUGACAAAGGUUGAUGGACUGAAAGAUAAAAUCAAUCAGCUCACAGAGGAGAAGAAGAGGAGUGAGGAAGAGCGACAGGAGCUGCAGACCAACAAAGAGCAGAUGGAGAAGCAGCUCCAGGAUCAGCAGCAGAAGGCAGCAGAAGCACAAAGAGAGCUGGAACAGAAGCUCAACGAUGAGAAGAAGUUGGGAUCUUCUCUCUCCUCUCAGGUUGUUAGUCUGACAGCUGAAGUCAACAAGCUCACAGAGGAGAAGAAGAAGAGUGAGGAAGAGCGACAGAAGCUGCAGACCAAGAUAACAGAGAUGGAGAAGCAGCUCCAGGAUCAGCAGCAGAAGGCAGCAGGAGCACAAAGAGAGUGGGAGAGAAAGUUCAACGAGGAGAAGAAGGAAAGAGAGAAAGAAGUGAAGGAGCUAAACAACAAGGUUGAUGGACUGAAAGAUAAAAUCAAUCAGCUCACAGAGGAGAAGAAGAGCAGUGAGGAAGAGCGACAGCAGCUGCAGACCAACAAAGAGCAGCUGGAGAAGCAGCUCAAUGAAGAGAAGAAGUUGGGAUCUUCUCUCUCCUCUCAGGUUGUUAGUCUGACAGCUGAAGUCAACAAGCUCACAGAGGAGAAGAAGAGUGAGGAAGAGCGACAGAAGAUGGAGAAGCAGCUCCAGGAUCAGCAGCAGAAGGCAGCAGGAGCACAAAGAGAGCUCCAGGAGGAGAAGAAGAAGAGAGAGGAAGAAGUUCAGGGGAAGAACCAGGAGCUGCAGGAGAAGACUGACCAGGUUGAUGGACUGGAAGAUGAAGUCGAUCAGCUCACAGAGGAGAAGAAGAGGAGUGAGGAAGAGCAACAGGAGCUGCAGACCAACAAAGAGCAGUAUGAAUGUGCCCAGCCCAGCUCAGAGGAGUUCAAGGAGAAUCCUGAGAAAGCAGAUGCAGAUGGAACAUGAUGCUGAGGUUCCCUCUAUUUAUUAUUUAUUUUACAUGUGAAACAUUGUUUAUUCAUUUGGCUGCUUUUAUUUCACUUUCUUUGUAAAUGUAAUAUCACAAUAUAUGGAAAUGUAGAAGAAAAAACAGUUCUCAGUCAAAUUGAUCUUUAACUUCAACUUAAUUGUGUGUUUUGUUUUGUUCUUGUCAGAUGAAGAUCAUUUGCUCUGUCAGUGUUUGGAGGUGGAGAGAGAGUCUAUGUAACCAUGAAUAUUUUUCAGCAUGGUUUUGUACAGCACUGUUAGAUUCUUCUUCUUCCUCUGCUGCAUGGCGGUUAGCAACCAGUGUUCAGGUGCUUUGCUGCCACCCACCAUCACAAAGCAACAACAGAAGUGAUUAAAGAGGAGCUGGGUUAUAUUAUCAUCUGAAUGUAAUGGACACAAUAUCAGUAUUUCAUUUACACAUGUACAGUAGCAUGUAUGGUAUUAAGGUAUAAAGUGGCUAAUGUUGAACAACUGUUCUGGUGUGUAUUGUUUCUCUGUUUGUCCGUCCUGUGUUGUUUUAUGCAGAACAUAUAAAUGCAGACAACCCUGUGAACAUUUCUCUGACAAAGCUCUUCUUAUUGUUUAUGUAAAAUGUUACUGUGAAAUCUCAAUUAUUGAUCUGCUGUAAACUCAAAAUAACAACGUGAACCCACAUAACUCAAAGUGUUUGAGCUUUUUUACUGGACUCAACAUUUAUAUUAAGACUUCAUGUCCUGAAGCACAAAUAUACAUUUACAGUCAUUAUGUCAUUCAUGUUUUUUAUGUUUUACAUUGUUUUAAUUCAACUUUUCAAUUUAGAAGGACCUGAUCCAUUUUUCUGCAUAUUGAGAUAAAACGUUUGUAUGUUAUUUGUGUUUGAGUUCAGUCCUGGAAUUCCAGGUGCUGAUGCUUAUGAAAUAUCAACUCCAAUGUAUGUUUUGACAAUACAGAAAUGAACAU